Echinostoma caproni is the source of this 1296-nucleotide messenger RNA. NCBI's taxonomy places the organism in Eukaryota, Metazoa, Platyhelminthes, Trematoda, Plagiorchiida, Echinostomatidae. The record is from the annotation of a GenBank genome assembly.
AGUAAUAUCCUGCGAUUAUUUCGUUUUCGAAACUCUUCGAACAAAGCUGUAACUUCGCUGUUGUUUCAAAAUAUAGUUAAGCCACUUCGAGAAAUGUGGCUGUCUACACCGCAUUGCCCGAAUCCGGAAUGGCAAGCGGACAAGCAAUGCCGAGGUAGACACAAUCAUAGGUUCCCUGACCGUUUCCCGUUUACACGUUUCAGUGAGGCGGCUCGUGAAUGUCGAAGGAAGAAAAAGGAAUAUGUGAAAUGUUUGGAAGCACGUGUCAGUCUACUUGAAAGUCAAAAUCAGCAAUUGAUUGAAGAGCUCCAAAAAGUUAAAGCAUUGUGUUUUAACGAGUUGUGUGGUCUUGGUUUAAAUAGUUCCACUGCUGCAUGCGCUGCCGCAGUCCUCGCUGCGGUCACCUCCGGUCCAGGAACAUACUCGGCCGCGGGUGCACCAACUGUUUCCAACGUAAAGAGUUCCGAUCGAAUGUCAGAUGUUCCUGGACAUUUGUCAGAUCAACUGUCACCCAACACUUCGGCCGUUUCGCUGGACAACUCGCACGGAUCAACCACUCAUUUGAAUUCCGUAGUACGUCCACACAGAACCAGGCGUCAGUCAAUUUUGGCCAGUUCACGUAUCACUCCCAUUCCUGGAAACGGUAGCGGCGGCGCUGGUAAUAGUAACGGUGGCCCCCAGAGCUAUCAGACUCUCUGUGAUUCCACCCAAUCGGGACGGUCGUAUCUACAUGAGGAUGUGGAUGUGAAACCGAGCAAUCCGAGCCCAAGUAUGACGAGCCACACACCUCUCCCUGCGGAUUUGGCCACCGAGCGUAUUUCCCCCGCUAGUGGUGGAACCGUGUAUGACUCCGGAUCGGUAGAUACGAAUGACCCGUAUCGGACACGAAGUCAUAUACCAAUAAAUCAUCAACCACCACAUUCACGUCGAGUAGAUCCCUACCAGCAACAACACAGCCCAACAAAGACCAGUACACUGAUAUCUCCAUACGCUUCAUGUUCAUCCACCUCGUCAUCCACUACAACCACAGCCUCAACUGACGGCGGCUAUUAUCACCAUCCUCAUUAUGCUGCCAAGCGUGCAUAUCGUAAUAUGGCAGUGGCAAAUCCUGAUGUUAAACCUAACUUUCUAAGCGGACAGCAACAGCCUGAAGAUAGUAUAGGGGAGUCAAUCGAGUGCCGACCCAAAUCAACUCGUGCAUCGAACUCAGUGGCUGGAGCGGCUGUGAUCUUGGCGGCCGCGGCGGCUGCUAUGGUUGCGGAAUCCGAAUCGUCUGAUCCGCGAAUCUCCGUAUGA